Dibothriocephalus latus is the source of this 530-nucleotide messenger RNA. Lineage: Eukaryota; Metazoa; Platyhelminthes; Cestoda; Diphyllobothriidea; Diphyllobothriidae. The record is from the annotation of a GenBank genome assembly.
GUUCCGCUGUGCAUGCCGUCUACCUGCGCAACUUCCUCGGCGCUGAGGGCCAGACGACACGUGAGGAGCAGGGUGAUGAAUCGCCGGACUUCUUAGCCCUUUUCGGUGGCUCGUUGACGGUGCUGGAGGGUGCUCAGGGCUACACCGGUUUCUUCCAUGUAGAAACAAAGGAUGUCAUUGUGAGGCUCUACAGAUUAUUCGGCCAGGAGAAGGCGAUGAGCGUGGUCUCCAUGCCUGUGACGCCGCUGAGUCUCGACCCCAAGUACGUGUACCUGGUGGAUGGGGACUCGAAACUCUACGUAUGGGUGGGCUCUCAGGCGCGAAUGCUCAUUCAGACUCGCGGUCGCCUACUGGCUGAGAAGAUUGCCCAGAAGGAGCGCCUGAACGAGGCUGAGAUUAUGGUGGAGCACGAGGGCAAGGAGAGCAACGAGUUCCUGGCCGUCUUGCUGGGCCUUUGGAAGCCGCCGCCGCUGCUCAAUCCGAACAUUGAUGAGGCCGAUCUGCAGUCAACUAAAGCCGCUGUCGUAGCG